ACUAGCACUGCACACGGCAAUGGCACAGCACGGAAGCAUGACAGGACCUUCCGUCAAAAUCGACGUGAAAGAAGACUACUGCGAAGGCUAUAAAUGGAUCCACAAGAAGCCUAGAUGCCUGGAACGCGCAAAUGAAUCUUCAUUAUUAGAGUCCACAGAAUGGGCAUACAAAUACAGAAGGUGCGGUGAUAGCAUGCAGUCCCCAAUCCACAUUCACUUCAUGUACAGCCGCUAUCUGCCAUUUGAACCAAUGCAAUUUGUGGGCUUUGAAGAGGCUACGACAUUCAUAAUCGAAAAUGGUGGUAAUGCAGUAUAUAUGACUGCAAAAGAUGCUACAGUGUCUGUUUUCGGUGGACCUCUAAGUGUACGCUACAACAUAUCCAAAGCCGUUUUCCAUCUUGGGUACCAGGACCAGCCUGGCUCUGAGCACAGGAUUGACGACAAUGAGUACGCUGCUGAGUUACAGAUCCUCUUGUCAUCCGUCAAACCAACGCCAACGGUAUGCCUGGACAGCAGCGUGGGUGUUGUUAUGAUGUGUAUCUUGUUCAAGGAAAGUGAGAGAGACAACCCUCACUUGAAGCCUUUCAUAGAUGCUACAACUUUCAUCCGAGACUUCAGAGGUGCAACGGUGGAGGCGACGUUCCCCAUGCGCUACUUGAUGCCGCGGUCUGCGAAGUAUUACUACGUCUACCAGGGAUCACUAACCUUCCCCCCGUGCACCAGCGGACUCCCAGUCAUGGUCUUCACCUCCACUGUUCCAAUCGGCAAGAGCCAGCUCGACAAACUACGAAGCAACCUCUACAUAUCUCUGGGUUACUGCAUCUACAAGAUGGCUGGCCAGCUAAGGGAAACAGCUGCCCUAUCUGGGAGGCCCAUACUUCGUUCUUUCAUGUUCAUGGACAGUUCCGUCGUGAAAGUCCAGCACGGCCCUGUACAAUUCGUUAUCGUGUUCUUAGACGUUCUACUUUUAAUAUAUCUGCGAACAUCUUUCGAUGUGAUGAUGUAAAAACUUUGCAAAGUACAUGCAUGUUGUAAUGA
Messenger RNA from Ornithodoros turicata, 1038 nucleotides. Its product is annotated as carbonic anhydrase 1-like. Lineage: Eukaryota; Metazoa; Arthropoda; Arachnida; Ixodida; Argasidae. Gene Ontology annotation, biological process: one-carbon metabolic process. Gene Ontology annotation, molecular function: zinc ion binding; carbonate dehydratase activity. The transcript has 7 exons. The record is from RefSeq and is a predicted model, not a curated record. The coding region runs from base 20 to 1006 and encodes 328 amino acids.